AUUGUAACAUAAAUUUACAUCAACACUGUGUCUUAAUUACACGCUCUGGCUUCUGUCGCAAAAAUCACUCUCCGUUUUUAAAAUCUUGAGAACCGGACAGGAUCUGAAUUCUGACAGAAUUUUGUCACGUUUCGGUAAAAUUCAUCACUGACGUCACGAAGUGUUGUGUUGGUCACUCCUUUACGGUCGCUGAGCCACGAGCACGAGUCGGUGUCGACUCCGAAUUUUUAUCUAAAAAACUAGCUCUGAAGACUAAAAAAUGCAGGGACCCGCAGUUUUUAUGGACGGUACAACCGAAGAUCAGGCUCAGGAGUUGAGAAUUUACUUCAAGAGUCUUGGUGCUGAGAUCAGCGAAGAAAAAUCGCCAAGAGGAAUUGAAGAUGAUUUACACAAAAUCAUUGGAGUUUGCGAUGCUUGCUUCAAGGAAGGAAAUGAAGCUGAAAUCGAAACGAUCUUAAACGAUAUUGUUUCCAUCAUGAUUCUUGUACCAACGGAACGGGCUGAGAACAUUGUUUUAGCCUUUUGUGAAAAACUGACAAAAGCACCUGGUUACAAAUUAGGACUGGUUUGCCUUAAAGCUCUGUGGCUUCUUUUCCAAUCUCUACCAGAAGAUUCAUCGAUGAGGUACCAUGUAUAUUAUCAUUUGGUUCAAAUAGCAAGAAAUGUUGAUCAAGUUAAAGCUGUUUACAAUGGAGUUGAUCAAUUGAAACAACAGUUUGCCACCUGCCCACCAGCAAAUGAACAAAUGCAAAAGCUUCUUCGUUUGUUGCAUGAAGUAUUACUUGGCUGCAAACAAGGAGAACAAGCAGCUGCCGUUAUGGUUGAAUUACUUGGCACCUAUACCUCUGAGAACGCUUCUGCUGCAAGAGAAGAUGCCCAACGCUGCAUUUUGGCAGCUUUGGCUGACCCAAACACCUUUCUUUUGGAUCCUCUACUAGCCCUAAAACCAGUAAGGUUCUUAGAAGGAGAACUUAUUCAUGACCUGCUUCUUAUUUUCGUACAAGAGAAAUUACCAGCAUACUUGGAAUUUCACAAAGAUCACAAAGAGUUUGUUGAAAGCAAUCUUGGUUUGAACCACGAGCAGAACAUGAAAAAGAUGAGGUUGCUCACUUUCAUGCAGCUGGCUGAAACGAAUCCUGAAAUGUCCUUCCAAACAAUUCAAAAUGAAUUGCAGAUUGAAGAAGAUAAAGUAGAGAGUUUCAUCAUUGAUGUGUUGAAAACCAAACUUGUGCGAGCACGAAUGGACCAAGCUGGACGCAAAGUUCUUGUCUCAAGCACAAUGCACCGAACCUUCGGCCGACCACAGUGGCUGCAACUGCGUGACCUUCUCGCCGCUUGGAAGACCAACCUUAGCGGCGUUCAAGACGGCAUGAAGAGUGUUGCAGCUGCUCAGAUGGAACUCGUAGCUGCAAAGUCGAAGGCGCCCGCGGUUCACUGACAUUUAAGGAAAUUCCACUAAGCGCCAGUCUCGUGAGACCUACUCCAAACGAAGAGAUCGCUCGAGGUUAGGCGCGCUUUUUUCGGCCCUGCAGAAACUGAUUUAUUGAGCGAAGGACCGAAAAACAAGUUCGAAGAUUUUUAAAAUACAGGUAUUGCGUUUUCUGUAUACGAAAAAAACAUAAUGUUAGCAAAAAUUUUUAUACAUUUCAGUUAAAGCUCAGAGAGCAAGAUACGUUAACGAAGUCAAUUUUACGCUCAAUCUGAUGACUUUCUUUACUUUUUUCGUAUUGGAUGUUAGUGUGAUUUUAAUAAAUGCUUUUUUAAUAGAGUAUUGGUCAUUGAAUAAACAGUAAAAACAUUGAUUUAAGACAUUCUACAACUAUUUAAUUAGGACGUUUUUCAAAAGUAUUGUUUCUGUAAAAGGUGUUUCUCAAUUUCACGUAAAAAAUUAUAUGAUAAAAAAGCAUUUAAUAGAAUUCACAUGAAAAAAAGCGUACGUUUUUUAAAAAUCAGUAUUUUAAAUAAAUAAUACCAUCAAAUCCAUCAUUAAUUGCUAUUGUAUCAUAGCACCCAAUUUGUAAAAGUAUCCUCAUUAUCGGAUCAUUGUUUAUACUUGAAUUCGAAAAUAUAUACAAGGAAAAUUAAAUAAUCAGAGAAGAAAAAUGUUUUUCUUAUUAUAACAAUCGCUUUAUUUCAGCCUAUCCGCGAUGAAUAGCUUGCAAACGGUUAAGAUAUGCAAUUACUUCAACCUGUUUGGAUUUUUCAUACUUUUUUUUUAUUGUAUUCACAUUUGAUAUUUUGGCCUACAGGACAUAUACCGAUUAACUCGUUGUUUAGCGACUUAAACUUCUUCAAUUUGUAUCUGUAUGUGUGUAAUUGUGUUUCUCGCUAUGAGUAUUAGAGGAUCAGUCAAGAGUUGCUAACGAAAAAAAUAUGUUUAAGUGAAGUUAACACCUUACAAAUCUUAGGAAUUAAUAAGGGAUACCUACAGUCAAAUAGCAUAUUUGUGUGACAUUGAACACUUCAAUCGAUUAUACGUAAUUCGGAUUAUUAUUUAUCUUACAUAAUUUUAGGUAUGAAAAAUAUUUUUUGUCUUAAAUUCUGUCUACUUUAAAAACAUUUUAAUAAAAUGAGUAAGAAUUCAGUGGUUUAUCCGUGAAAAACAUGUUAAAAAUGCAGAGCUGUUAGAAAUAAGCAAAAAUGCAUGAUUGCAAAGUAAAGCAAUAAAAGAAAAAAAACAACUUAAUUUGACCAUAGGUAAUCCUUAAACAGUUCAUAUGACGCAGAUUUUUGAAAUUUAAUUAUUGACAAUUUUAGAUAUAAACUUUUUCUUUCAUCUACAAAGUAACGAGAACAAUAUGAAUCAAAAUUCUAGAAUGGACGUCAUUAAAUUUAUUAAUGAUUAAGUAGAAAAAUAUUCAUGUCAUUUCAAUUAAAUAUUAAAAAAAAA
This is a messenger RNA of Nasonia vitripennis (jewel wasp), 2890 nucleotides long. RefSeq names its product eukaryotic translation initiation factor 3 subunit M (gene eIF3m). Gene Ontology annotation, molecular function: translation initiation factor activity. The transcript is spliced from 5 exons. Bases 260 to 1438 code for a protein of 392 amino acids. The record is from RefSeq and is a predicted model, not a curated record. Gene Ontology annotation, biological process: cytoplasmic translational initiation. Gene Ontology annotation, cellular component: cytoplasm; eukaryotic translation initiation factor 3 complex. NCBI's taxonomy places the organism in Eukaryota, Metazoa, Arthropoda, Insecta, Hymenoptera, Pteromalidae.